Messenger RNA from Magallana angulata, 695 nucleotides. RefSeq lists its product as uncharacterized. Bases 51 to 695 code for a protein of 214 amino acids. The transcript has 5 exons. NCBI's taxonomy places the organism in Eukaryota, Metazoa, Mollusca, Bivalvia, Ostreida, Ostreidae. The record is from RefSeq and is a predicted model, not a curated record.
UUUAGAACAAGAUAAAUUUGAUAAAAUAACAAUGAUUAUUUUUCAGUGUCAUGAGUUCCUUAGUGCCCACAUUCCAACGAUUGCCCUCAGGAAUUUUGUCCCUCAGUGACAGUGCUGCUGCGAGAGCCGUGAAAACGGAACACAGGGAACAGAACCGAGCAGAAUCCGAGAGUGUCAUCCGGAUAAAGACCCAGGCAGAGCGAUCCGUAAACGCCUUGGGGGGAGAUGUUAAGAAUGUAAAGCAUCUGCUCGGACAACAUACAAUCCAGUUUGGACAGUUUCGAGGAAUGACUUUCAAAUGGCUGCUUGAAAAUGCUCCGGGGUGGGUUGCGUUUUUGAUUGCCAGGGAUGAAACUUCCGGAGAGACCCAGAGUGUUGGCAAUAGAUGGCUUAACAAGAUGGCCCUCCGAAGAUAUGUCUAUCUAUUUGAAGAGAGCAAGGAAUUAGUGAGGAUGAAAAGAGAAGAAAAACAGAGAAGGACACCUGGGAAUCAGAAGCCAAGUUCAGAGACCAGAACCCUUGAUGUUCAUGUUGAUGACUCUGAACUGAUAGCAUGCUUAGAGGAAGUGGAAGGCAAAGCUGGCAAAGAAUCUUCCUACAUACUGGUCUUCAUCAGUAAGACUCCCAAAGCCUACGCCAAAUCUUGCAUCGGCUGUUGGGAGGAAAUCAUCUACAUCUACUUCUACAUCUGGUAA